GUUUUAUUUUUCCUUCACCUGAAAAACCCCGUCAAGAACUCCAGAAAAUGCAGAAAAGCAAAGCAAAGAAGAUAAUAUAAUGAGUGUGUGAUACAACAACGCAGUAGUAGAGGGAGCUUCCUCCACCAACUCCUCUCUCUCGCCGCUUAAACAUGAAUCUUCGAAUUGAAAACACAAACACCAUCGAUUUGCUUCAGCUUUCUAAACCUUUCUUCCCUCCUAAAACCCUUUUCUCCCAUUCCUUACCUCAACGCCUUCUUCUCAGAACUAGAUUACGCCGUAAACACUCUUCCAUCACUCUCCGCAACCUCACUGUAACUGCUUCUAAUGCUCCCAAUCCUCUUUCAAACUCAGCAACUCUCACCCAACAAGAGCAACAAGAAGAAGAAGAAGAAGAAGAUGCUGAGUCUGCUCAGCUAUUCGAGAGACUGAAAGAGGCCGAAAGGAAACGGGUGAAUGAAAUGGAAGAGUUUGAGAAGAAGGCAAAUAUGCAGUUAGAGAGGCAGCUUGUGAUGGCUUCUUCAUGGAGCCGAGCUUUGCUGACCUUGCGCGGAAAGCUGAAGGGAACUGAGUGGGAUCCUGAAAACUCACACAGGAUAGACUUCAGCGAGUUUAUGAGACUUCUUGACUCUAAUAAUGUCCAGUUUAUGGAGUACUCCAAUUAUGGCCAAACAAUAUCAGUGAUUCUACCAUACUACAAAAAUGGGAAAACACCAGGGACUGAAGGUAAUCCUAAGGAUAUUGUUUUCCGCCGGCAUGUGGUGGAUCGAAUGCCAAUUGAUUGUUGGAAUGAUGUUUGGAGAAAACUGCAUCAGCAAAUUGUAAAUGUUGAUGUCAUUAAUGUGGAUACAGUACCUUUUGAAGUUUACACAACUGUCGCAACUGCAGUCAUAUGGUCUAUGCGUCUUGCUGUGGCUGUUGGGUUUUACGUGUGGAUUGAUAAUUUGAUGAGACCAAUAUAUUCAAAGUUGAUUCCUUGUGAUUUAGGAUCUCCUACCCAGCAAACUAAGCAGCCACUCAAACGCCAAGCACUUGGAUCGCUGGGCAAAAGUCGGGCUAAAUUUAUAUCUGCAGAAGAAAGAACUGGUGUCACUUUUGAUGAUUUUGCUGGCCAGGAAUAUAUAAAGAGGGAAUUGCAAGAGAUUGUACGAAUUUUAAAGAAUGAUGAGGAGUUUCAAGACAAAGGAAUUUAUUGUCCAAAAGGUGUGCUUCUCCACGGACCUCCAGGAACGGGUAAAACUCUACUGGCUAAAGCCAUCGCUGGGGAAGCAGGGUUGCCUUUUUUUGCGGCAAAUGGCACAGAUUUUGUAGAGAUGUUUGUAGGGGUUGCUGCAUCACGUGUUAAGGAUCUUUUUGCUAGUGCAAGAUCAUUUUCACCUUCUAUCAUAUUUAUUGAUGAGAUAGAUGCUAUUGGUAGCAAGCGUGGAGGACCUGACAUUGGUGGAGUAAGAUUCAGACAACUUUUAUAUUCUUUUUGUCCUCAUAAGUAACUGAAAAUUCAGGUGCUUGUGAUCGGUGCUACAAAUAGAUUAGACAUUCUUGAUCCCGCUUUGUUGAGGAAGGGUCGUUUUGACAAGAUCAUUCGAGUUGGUUUGCCAUCAAAGGAUGGAAGAUUUGCCAUUUUGAAGGUGCAUGCUAGGAAUAAAUUCUUUCGCUCAGAGGAGGAAAAGGAGAUUCUUCUUAGGGAAAUUGCAGAGCUUACAGAAGAUUUUACUGGAGCAGAGCUACAAAAUAUACUGAAUGAAGCUGGAAUUUUGACAGCCAGGAAGGAUUUGGAUUACAUUGGGCGAGAUGAGCUACUUGAGGCAUUAAAGAGGCAAAAAGGAACUUUUGAAACAGGGCAAGAGGAUAGUGCUGAAAUUCCUGAAGAAUUGAAGCUUAGACUGGCAUACAGAGAAGCGGCAGUUGCUAUUCUUGCAUGUUAUUAUCCUGAACCACACCGCCCUUUUGAUGAGACUAAUAUAAACUCAAUCCAGAGCCGGCCAAAUAUGAGUUAUUCUGAGACUGCUGGCCAAGUUUUUGCGAGGAAGUCAGAUUAUGUAAAUUCUAUUAUCCGUGCAUGUGCUCCAAGAAUAAUUGAGGAGGAGAUGUUUGGAAUUGACAACUUAUGUUGGAUCUCUGCAAAGUCAACGUUAGAAGCUUCAAGGCGUGCUGAGUUUUUAAUUUUACAGACAGGAAUGACAGCAUUUGGGAAAGCAUACUUCAAAAACGAAAGUGAUCUUGUACCUAAUCUUGCAAUGAAGCUUGAAGCGCUCCGAGAUGAGUAUAUGCGUUAUGCUACAGAAAGGUGUUCAUCCGUGCUCAGAGAAUACCAGGAAGCAGUUGAGACAAUCACAGAUGUUUUGCUUGAAAAGGGGCAAAUCAAAGCUGAGGAGAUAUGGGACAUUUAUAAGAGUGCUCCUCGUCGAACUCAGCCUCCUGUGAGUCCAGUUGAUGAAUAUGGAGCACUGAUUUAUGCUGGACGAUGGGGAAUCCAUGGGAUCAGCCUUCCGGGAAGAGUUACAUUCGCACCUGGCAAUGCCGGGUUUGCGACCUUUGGAGCUCCUCGCCCAACCGAGACACAAAUUGUGAGCGACGAAACUUGGAAGCUAGUAGAUGGUAUAUGGGACAAAAAGAUUCAAGAUAUUAGAGAUGAAUCUACAAGGGUGAUCGAAGAAGAGAAAGAAAGGCCACAACUUUUGAUGGCAAGCCAUUUCCUUUGACAACCGGUACUACAGAAACACAUUGUAAUUUAUGAUGUCAAAGAGAUACCUUAUUAUUAAGGCAGUUGUAAAUUUAUGAGUUGAUAUCCAAUUUUGCUGUAGUUUUAUCCAUGUACUCUAUAAUAAAUUAGAGAAGAUUUUUGCACUGUUCAUUGAUUGUAGCAUUUGGCCUAGGUUUAGGUUCAUAAGUUUUUGAUUUUCCAAUGUAAUCAGAUAUAGACUUUGAUUAUUAGUCAAUGAUUUUUUUGUUCAACACACAAG
Messenger RNA from Arachis ipaensis, 2963 nucleotides. The record is from RefSeq and is a predicted model, not a curated record. NCBI's taxonomy places the organism in Eukaryota, Viridiplantae, Streptophyta, Magnoliopsida, Fabales, Fabaceae.